Messenger RNA from Trypanosoma cruzi, 912 nucleotides. RefSeq lists its product as uncharacterized. The record is from RefSeq and is a predicted model, not a curated record. The transcript has a single exon. Lineage: Eukaryota; Euglenozoa; Kinetoplastea; Trypanosomatida; Trypanosomatidae. Bases 1 to 912 code for a protein of 303 amino acids.
AUGGCGGCGCAGCGACGUGAAGACAUCUCCGUUGCCUUUGGUAACUCUUCAUACCCAACGCCGUAUGGCGACAAUACGAUUCCAGGCGAUCAUCCCGGCUGCCGUCAUAAGCGCCUGGGGAGACAGUAUGCACCGCUUCCGAUCAACAAGAGUUCACUCACGACGGAUCUUCACGUGCCGGGGUGUGGAUUGGGUCGACACGGUCCAGUUUUACCCGCAGACAUUAACAACCAUAUUCAGCACACGCUUCUCAUACGGGAUACUCACAAUAGCAACUACGUGUUGGACUCCGAGCGAGGCGGUAAACGGCACUUUGCGGAACAGCGUGGGAGUGAGCAACCAUGGUCACCGUCGUUGCGUCGAUUGGUUCCCAUAAUGUCAGGGGACGCUCCGCUUCUCCCGCAGCGCCGGGCCAUCGGUGUAUAUAAUCCGACGAUGCCCGGACCGGAAUUGAAGAAAUCGUUGGAGCAACGUGAGCGCGAGGCGGCUAGACAGCAGGUCGGGAAAGCACACGUCAAUCGUCCGCCUGAUCAUCACCCGCUAGAUUUAGUUUUCUUUUAUGUACCUACAGACAGUGCACGCCUUCCUUCACAGGACGACAACCCGGCUGCUGCGGCUAGUCCUCCAAUGGAUGCUUCUCCCGCCCCUGCCUUACAAGAUUUGGAGGGGGAGAGAUGUCAUGCUGAGGCUUCUGCCCCAGAUGAGUCUUUGUUCUUCUCCCGUCUGGCGUUUGCAUCACCAUCUAUUGACGACAGUCGGAUGCGUGGUGCGUACCUGGGCACACGCCGUCCAUCUAUUAAAAUUGCAGAUAAGGGGAAAGGAUCUACAAUUGGUGAAAUGCGUCGACAGGCAGAGGCAGCCCAGGCUCGGCUGGAAGAUAUCCGCCUUGUGCAGCUUUUACCCAAGCUAUGA